AUGGAGCAUUUGGCAAGACUCUGUGCUGGUGUUUCCAACGCCUACCGCGCCGCCGGAACUUUUGGGCCCCGGCACACCACCAGGGCCGCCGCCAACGACUUCAACGCCUACUACACCACCGGAAGCCUUCUUCAGGUCUAUGCCGACUGGCAUGCGACUGAUUCCUGGCGAUUGGUGGCCGGCGUCUCCAGCGAGUCCGGGAGCUUCCCGCUUACUGUCAACAUGGUGACUGUGUCUCCUGAUGCCAUCCAUUUGCACAAUGCCGUGGCCGCCACACAGGGCCUCUUCUUGAGGGAACUCCCUACGCAUGUCUGCGUUGGUCCGAUGCCGCCAGGAGCUUUGUUAGCCACGGGCCUUCCCCUUAAAGACCCGCGCUCUCCUAACAUCAAGCACUUCGUCGACCUUGUGGUGAACAUUCCCAAGAACACCAUCGACAUUGAAGGUCUCCAUCCGAUCUUCGGAGAUCAAACCUGGGAAGAAUUGCCCGAGGUGAUGAAGCCGAAGGUGCGCCCCACCAUCCAGACUGUCAACCAAUACUUCCUGUUGCCUCAAGGUGAUGACCACUUCAUCUUGCUCAAGCAUGUCUAUAUCGUCGACGACAAUGUGCCGGGUACUUAUGUUCAAUCCCUUAUCCGGGGCUCAGGCAAGGAAAUCGCAUGGGGCAGUCAAAACAAAAAGCUCGUGAGGAAAACUUUCCAGUGGAUGCUUGAACAAUUGGGUGGCUUGCAGUUCAGAAAGCACAGCUUAUCUCCAGAAAAGAAAAACCCUACAUCCAACGCCCCUUUGCCAGAAAAUGAUGGGUGGCAAUUCAUUCAAGACCACGGAGAACUAGACAAGAGUGAUUUGAAGCAGCUGAAGUGGAUUCAUCACCACAUCAACUUGGAAGGCUGUCGCAUUCAUGGUUGGUACGACCUCACCAUUGGCGACUUCGAGCCUGAGAUGAGGGACAUCAUGCAGAAGGUGGUUCCUUGUCUUCGGGUUCAUGCGCUUUGGCUGUUAGGCGAAGCAGGCAGAGGAAAGACCCCCCUUGGCCGUACUAUUGCCAUGAUGUUCUCCAGUUACCAUGGAGGUGAAGGAACUUUUCGUACCACUGCUGACUUGGACUUCUUCAAGGGCAUCCACUUCAGCAAGACAGUCCCUUCCCUGUUUGACGAUGGCAAUACCAGUGGAGAGGAGGUGAAGCAAAGCAAGGCUUUCACGGAUGUAGGAGAUGAUGAGUCCAUGACACGGGCUCGUUGGACCAGUGCAAAGUUCGUCCGUCAUCAACUUCGGGAAGUGUUCGACAACGCUUACAAUCCGGAUGCUGGGCCAGCUGACAACAACCUGGACUCCGAUCUCGUCGUGUCGCAUGAAGACUUCUUUCUGACGAUCCGGCCUGCGCUGGGCACCAUGUCCCGCACAGACGCUAUGGCCAUUCUCAAGCGCAGCGCUUUCAUCGUCUUUGGGAAGAAUCACAUCACUUUCCGACUUCCUUCAGAACGGGAAACCAAAGCCUACCGCAUUCGAUGGAACAAACCCGACAUCCUCCUGGACACCUCCAAGCCGAAGCUCAAGAACUUCAAGGAAGGUGGCGCGGCUCCUGAACACUAUGAGCAGCAUUGCGCUUGGGAAGCAGUGUGGCUCCAGGAGGCUAUUGGCCAUGCUGCAGAAAUUGAAAAGGCAGAAAAGAAAACCAAGGAGACAGCAAUGCACAGCAUCCCCUUCGUGAAGUACCACGACGGGCAUGCCUCCCUUGCUCGUGAAACCCGAAGGGACCCAGUGGAUGUCGACACAGAUCGCGCCAGCAUGGGAUGGACCAACUGGGACCUUGCAGUGGAUGAAGGAGUCAGAGUGAAAGAAGAGAAGGCCGUUUUCAAGGCUCUGCGCACCCCUCCUCGCCAUGUCAUUGAAGUGGAUACACCUUCGCCUGCCCAGAAGAAACGGAAGUCCAACCUGCUGUCUUCAACUAUCCUGUCUCUUGUGCCAAACCCCAGCAAUGCCACACUGGGCCUUUCGCAUCCGGAUGACGAGGACACCUUGGAGCGUGCGCUGGAGGCGGAGAUGGACCUUUCCUACCCUGGCUUCCCGGAGAGAAUUUUGAUCGUGCGGUGCGCAUUCUUAGAUCUGUUGCUUGAGAUGGCCAGCAUCGACAUUUUAUCUGCAGCCAAAAAAGCUUACUGA
Messenger RNA from Cladocopium goreaui, 2160 nucleotides. The record is from the annotation of a GenBank genome assembly. NCBI's taxonomy places the organism in Eukaryota, Dinophyceae, Suessiales, Symbiodiniaceae.